Molecule: messenger RNA, 3387 nt
Organism: Colius striatus (speckled mousebird)
Lineage: Eukaryota; Metazoa; Chordata; Aves; Coliiformes; Coliidae
Gene: TMED7
Product: transmembrane p24 trafficking protein 7
Exons: 3
Coding region: 103-765 (220 amino acids)
Biological process (GO): endoplasmic reticulum to Golgi vesicle-mediated transport; intracellular protein transport; Golgi organization
Cellular component (GO): endoplasmic reticulum; COPII-coated ER to Golgi transport vesicle; endoplasmic reticulum-Golgi intermediate compartment
Source: RefSeq, a predicted model, not a curated record
GCUCCGCCACGCCGGCGCCUCCCGCCCCGCCGCCCGCUCCGCUCCCGCCCCGCCGCCCGCUCCGCUCCGCUCCAGCUCCUUCGCCUCACCCCACGCCAGGCCAUGCCGCUGCGGGGUUCCCGGGUCGCGGGGCCGCGGGGGCGGCUGCCGACGUUGCUUGUGGUGUGUGUGGCGGCCUGCGCCGCCCGCGCCUCCGAGAUCACCUUCGAGCUGCCCGACAACGCCAAGCAGUGCUUCUACGAGGAGAUCGCCCGCGGCACCAAGUGCACGCUCGAGUUCCAGGUGAUCACUGGCGGUCAUUACGAUGUUGACUGUCGUUUGGAAGAUCCUGAUGGCAUUGUAUUGUACAAAGAGAUGAAGAAGCAGUAUGAUAGCUUCACCUUCACUGCAUCCAGAAAUGGAACAUACAAAUUCUGCUUCAGCAAUGAAUUCUCUACUUUCACACACAAAACGGUGUACUUUGAUUUCCAAGUUGGAGAAGAUCCACCACUAUUUCCGAGUGAAAACAGAGUAACUGCACUUACUCAGAUGGAGUCUGCAUGUGUUUCAAUUCAUGAAGCUUUGAAGUCAGUCAUCGAUUACCAGACGCACUUCCGCUUGAGGGAAGCACAGGGCCGAAGCAGGGCAGAGGAUUUAAACUCAAGGGUGGCCUACUGGUCAAUAGGGGAAGCAAUCAUUCUUCUUUUUGUUAGUAUUGGGCAGGUAUUUCUCCUCAAAAGCUUCUUCUCAGAUAAAAGAACCACAACAACCCGUGUUGGGUCAUAACUGGUAGUGGUAAUGCUUCAGGCAAUUGUGUGCUACUCAUCUGCAAAAUUUAACUACUCUCCAAUUAAUUGUAGGUACACAGGAUCUGAAUAUAUGCAACAUUCAAAUAUGUCUGUCCUUUAUAAAAGAUCGCAAAACAGACUCAAAAAGUUUUGAAGGGGAUGCAUGGUUUGAAAUACUUUAAACAUACUUUGGAACUUGUUUUCUGAUUCAUGUGUUAACUACCUGACCAGCUUUUCUUUAUUUCUGCUGAUUUAAAUCCAAACCGUGAGUUUGACUUUUCACAGGAGUAUUAGCCAUCUGCAGUGUAACACUUAAAAGUAACCCAACAGUCUAGUGUCUGAUAUGAGAGACAAUAUAUAUGAAAAUUUGACUUGCUCUAAAUUUUUAAGCUGAAAGUAUUGAAUUAUAAAAGAGCAAACACAAUGAACUGUAGUGUACUGAUUAGAUUUGCUGUUAAAAAAGAAUAAUCCAAUGGCACCCCUUGCUUGUUUGUAAAAUUGUUGCAAGCUUGACAACACAUCAUGGUGGAAGUUACCCAUCUGCCUGGUAAGUCUCUAUCUUCAAAGCUUACUAAAUUUUAUACUUUAUUAGGAUCACUUAAGCAUACAUUCUUCUCUAUUAAAGUAAAAGCAUUUCCUCUUUCACUGUGUUUGUUUUACUGAGCAGAAUUUAAGCUGAGACUACUCAGGAAAUCCACUUUCUGUAUUCAAAAUUCCACAUCUCUGAGUUUUAUUUUAAAAACAUGCAAUAAAAUAGGGAGUCUUGUAACUUUUUCACUGAAACUGUAUGGUUUCUGUACUCAUAUGUGCUGCUGCUGCUGCUUUUUGGAGUUAAGACCAGAAGUAGCUUGGUCUUAAGCAGCACAGCACCAGCACUGGGCAAGUUUAUAGUCUGCAUUAAGCACAUACAAAGCUUUUUACUAAAUUGUUUUCCAACUAAGAGGCCAAUUUGAUACUGAUAACUGCAUUGCACAAGUGCUGUAAAUUUUACUUUUCCCGUGUGUGGUGCACUGAUACGUGAUGGCCUUGUACAUCUAAUAGCCAGUCUUUCGCUAGGGAUCAUGAAAAGUUUUAAGUGUUUCAGGUUAUCUUUUGGUAGAGUAGAGUUACAUGGUUUCCAUUGCUCAUGUCUUUAGUAGCUUACGUAUUGUAAAUUCUUGUUUUAUUUGGAUUUGGAAAGUAGUAAAUGUGUACACAUAUAAGUAGCUUGAAUGGAGCUGUCACACAGUAAGGCUAAACUUCAAAUAGCUCAGGAGGAAUAAGCAGAUUGACCAAUUCAUAAGUGCACACAAACUCAACCAAGGUGAAAAUACGUGUCAUAGAUUAUCAGCUAAAUCAAAAGGUGCUUCUGAAGUUCUCAGCAAGCAGAGAAAGAAUGAUAAACCUUUAUGAAUUGCCUGUAUUAUUUCUAGAAAAAAUACGGAAUUAAGUGUACAGGUGACACUUGAGCAGUCUGAAGAAUUAAUCUGAGAUGGUUUGAUUUUAAAAACAUGUGACAGCUGAAAAAAAUAAACAGAAGUGUGCCUGAUCUCUGUUUUGAACUGAAUAACUGCUCUUUUGAAAACAAGAAAAGCCUCAAACAGCUCAAUAUUUAAAGAGUCACAGGGGUAUUAAAAAGCUUAACAUAUAUAAAAUUCAGGAUUAUGUGUAAUGUUUUCCUAUCCUGUACUGAAUUUUAAGUACUGCAGUCAAAUUUGGGCGUGCAGGCUUCCCAGAAAUAGUUCAGCACACAAAGAUCAGAAAGCAAAAAAACCCUGCUGCUUUCUUGUUCCGAUAAAAAUCUGUGCCUGCACACAAUAUUUUUGACUGGACCUGUAUGCUUUACUCUUGUGUUUCAGCCACAGAUAUUCAGUACUUCUUGUGCUACAUUGCACACAAUAAUGAAGCAAGUGGUACGCUUGGGAUGCAAGUGUUGGAUGAAAACAUGAUUUUGAUAGUGUCCACUAUUAUCUUCUGGAGUUUGAAUAUUGCCCGUGCAGCUUGAAUCACAACAAAAGCAUUUGUUUUGAAGAUUGAAAUGUUUUAGGUUUUUUUCCCCUAAGGUGUUCUGUGUGCUGUCAGAAUUGGUGAAUAGUGGGGUAGGACAGAUAACGGUCAGCUGUGUCUUUAUUCUUUCAUAAUGUUCAAACGUGUAAAGUGGGAUGGUUCAGUUCAACAUUACUCCCACUGCAGAGGUUUAGUGGACUUGACUCUUGCAUUACAUUAGGUGUCCAAACCAGUCCUCUGAUAUCCUGCUGCAUAAUACGCAGCAAUAGCUUAAAAUGCCUUUAUUUUUCUGUUACUAAAAACAUGGCACAAAUCCACAUGUUUAAACAUAGCUGUAUAUAGUUUUAAAAACAAAUAAUAGGAUAUAAUAAAACACAUGCUAACACGCAGUGGGUGAAGAAAUGCAUUGUGACAUUUGGUUAAAGCUGCAUCCUUUUAAUAUAUGAAAACAAUAGUUUGGUUAAUGAUGUGAUGCACAAGUAAACACCCUGCGUUCAAGGGGAUAUAGCUGUGUUUUUAAUUGCUUUUAAGGGCCUGGGGUUUCAGCUAUUAUUUGGAUGUUUUAUGUUUACAGAACCUUUUAAUGUCCUGAAUUGUCAGUUCUUGGUUUAGUUUGGGGGUGGGGGGUGGGGUG